CGCACAGUUACAAUUUAUGUACCUGGCAAAUGGAAUAUAAGUAGGCAUUAGAGGACAGUUUUCUAUUUAGAAUAGAAAGAAUACUCUGUCUUUUUAUGCAGUGAUUUUAGGUGAGAACAUGCAUCCAGGCUCCAGCACUGAGUUCGACUCAUCAUCCAGCUGUAGCACAGCAUCGCCUGGCGGGGACACCCCUGGGUGCAGCCAGCAUCCUCCUGAUUCGCUUUCAUCAUCAGUGGACAGCGCCAAGGAUAUUGAGACCAGUGCAGGGGAAUCUUUUGCUCCGACUGUGACUACAAUCUCAGCCUCGCCGGAUCUAAGGUGGAUGGUGCAACCGACGGCCAUCACGUCUGUCUGUCCGUCGUCCGUUCGUACCAAGACCAAAGCUCGCGGCGCUAAGCAGUCUUCUUCCCCUGCAGGUGCAAACAAGUCGAAGCCCUCCAACAGGAAAGGGCAGAGAGAGCAGCCCUCCACAGAGGAGGAGGAAAGGAGGAGGAUCAGGAGGGAGAGAAAUAAAAUUGCUGCAGCAAAAUGUCGUAACAGACGGAGGGAGCUGAUAGACACUCUCCAGACUGAAACUGACAAGCUUGAACAAGAGAAGUCUGCGCUCCAGACAGAGAUAGAUGACCUGCUGAAGGAGAAGGAGAAACUGGAGCAGGUCUUAGUCUCCCACAAACCAUCUUGCAAACUCCCUGUAAAGGAUGCUGAUGCUGAGGAGGAUAAUGAAGAUAAUGUUAACACAAUGCUGCAGGAUCCUCCAGCCUCCCUGCAGCUGCUGUCCAUCUUAGAGAAUGGAAAAAACCCAGAGAGCCCGACAACAACUGGAGAAGCCCCUAGUGGUCAAGACAUGGACAAUGUCCCUUGCAUUCCAGCUGCAGCCAUUUUAGGGAACUCCAACAUCUUCCUGUGUUCGAGUGCUGAAGAGGAGGCUCUGGAGGACUUCACAGGAGAUGACCUGGAUGACUUGGUGCCAAGCCUAGAGAUGGCAGUGACCUCUGAGACACCUGCAUCAGUCCCUGACAUAGACCUGAGCAGUCCCUUCUGCCUCUCAGACUGGGAAACUCUGUACAAGUCUGUGGCGAAUGACCUUGAAUGUUUGAGCACACCAGACAUGUCUUCCAGUCCCACUUGUAGCAAUUACCAUACAGUAUUUUCCUUUAAUCACCCAGAGAUUGAUUCCUUAGCUGAGAGCUGUGAAAGCUUGAAAGGCAGCCUUGGUGCAUCCGAGUUAAUGAAAGAUCUUAACUCUCCAACACUUUUGGCCUUGUGAAUGCAAAGAGGUUAUGCAGUGAUACUGUAAUUGUAUUCUAACCAACCAGCAAGCUAUAAUCUCUCUCAAAUAAUAUUUUGUAAUGUGAGUUUUGAUGUGUAGAUGGUCGUGUAGAUGACAUACUUUCUGUGACUGUAACAGGGUUUGCAUCUUCCAUCCUGCCAGUGCAGUUCUGCUGGAGAUGCGACUUUGUACUGGUAAUUAAAUAUGCAUGCAAAUACAAGUUAUCUGUAAUUUGGGAAGUGAUAUCUUGUGUUUAUGAAAUCUCUAAACUUCAUGUGAAUUUAUAUCAUGUUCAGUAGCCUGUGUGAUACCUUUGACAUAACUGUGUUGUAACAAGUAAAAAUAGAAGAGUCGUGUAGCAUAUAGUAAUAUCGUGUUCAAAAUUUCCAUGAAAAAAAGUCAUGUAUUUUAUCAAGAUGUAUUUUAUGACAUAGUUUAUUUUUUUACUUAUCAAAAAAUAUCAACUGAAAAGUAUAACAAGGGAAAUAAAAUAUGGCAACCAAAACAAUGUUUUACCGUUAUUCAGUCAGGGUGACAAAUGUGAAAAAAACAUCCUCAGAACUUACAUUUAGUAG
Monopterus albus (swamp eel) is the source of this 1845-nucleotide messenger RNA. RefSeq names its product proto-oncogene c-Fos-like. The transcript has 4 exons. The coding region runs from base 119 to 1267 and encodes 382 amino acids. Gene Ontology annotation, biological process: regulation of transcription by RNA polymerase II. Lineage: Eukaryota; Metazoa; Chordata; Actinopteri; Synbranchiformes; Synbranchidae. The record is from RefSeq and is a predicted model, not a curated record. Gene Ontology annotation, cellular component: nucleus. Gene Ontology annotation, molecular function: DNA-binding transcription factor activity, RNA polymerase II-specific; RNA polymerase II cis-regulatory region sequence-specific DNA binding.